Messenger RNA from Pochonia chlamydosporia 170, 1644 nucleotides. Its product is annotated as sugar porter (SP) family MFS transporter. Bases 1 to 1644 code for a protein of 547 amino acids. The transcript is spliced from 3 exons. Gene Ontology annotation, biological process: transmembrane transport; carbohydrate transport. The record is from RefSeq and is a predicted model, not a curated record. Gene Ontology annotation, molecular function: carbohydrate:proton symporter activity. NCBI's taxonomy places the organism in Eukaryota, Fungi, Ascomycota, Sordariomycetes, Hypocreales, Clavicipitaceae. Gene Ontology annotation, cellular component: membrane.
AUGCCUAUUGGUAAUAUUUACGUUAUCGCGGCGGUUGCCGUUGUUGGUGGCGGUCUGUUUGGUUUUGAUAUCUCGUCGUUAUCGGCACAGCUUGGUGAACAAGCGUACAAAUGCUACUUCAACCAAGGACCUCAUGGACCGCCGUUUGAUGACCAGCCCUGUAGCGGGCCGCGAGAGCUGGUUCAAGGAGGUAUCACGGCAUCUAUGCACGCCGGAUCAUGGCUUGGUGCAUUGAUUUCAGGGCCCCUGUCUGACCGAAUCGGUCGAAAGUAUGCCAUUAUGUAUGGUUGUUUAAUUUGGUUAAUCGGAUCGUCCAUCAUCUCAGCAUCCCAAAACAUCGGCAUGCUCAUCGCUGGCCGCAUUAUCAACGGUCUAUGCGUGGGAAUUGAGUCAGCCCAAGUACCAGUUUACAUUGCCGAAAUCUCUCCUCCGUCCAAACGAGGUCGAUUUAUUGGUAUGCAGCAGUGGGCCAUCACAUGGGGCAUUCUUAUCAUUUACUAUAUAUCUUAUGGAUGCUCUUUCAUCGGCGAACAGACUCCCACGGGCUGGAAGGCGGCAGCUUGGCGGAUUCCCUGGGCCCUUCAAAUGCUACCCGCCAUCUUCCUGUUCUUCAUGAUGAUGCUCCUUCCUGAGUCACCCCGUUGGCUAGCUCGCAAAGAUCGCUGGGAGGACUGUCGCGCUGUCUUGACUCUAGUACAUGGUAAAGGCGACUCAAAUCACCCGUUUGUAUCGUUCGAGAUGGAGGACAUUAGGAACAUGUGCGAAUUCGAACGACAAAACGCAGAUGUAACAUAUCUCGACCUCUUCAAACCUGCAAUGAUCAACAGGACGCUGAUCGGGCUGUUUACGCAAAUCUGGUCUCAGCUCACCGGCAUGAAUGUUAUGAUGUACUACGUAACAAACGUUUUCAGCAUGGCAGGAUACACUGGCAACGCUGGGCUUUUAUCCUCUUCCAUUCAGUACGUCAUCAAUGUCUUCAUGACCAUCCCAGCUCUUCUGUGGGUAGAUCGCUGGGGCAGACGACCAACACUGCUCAUUGGAUCUGUCUUAAUGGCUACCUGGAUGUACGCCAACGCUGGAAUCCUAGCCGUCCACGGAGAGGUCAUCCCAGGCGGCAUCGACAACGUGGCUGCGCAAUCUAUGAAGGUAACUGGCGCGGCUGCAAAGGGUCUUAUUGCCUGUACCUACUUGUUUGUGGCAUCAUUCGCACCGACCUGGGGUCCAGUCUCGUGGAUUUAUCCCCCGGAGCUAUUUCCACUAAGACUUCGUGGCAAGGGCGUGGCACUCGCAACGUCCGGUAACUGGGCGUUCAAUGCGGCUCUUGGCUUGUUCACCCCUGUGUCCUUGGCCAACAUCAAGUGGAAAACGUACAUCAUCUUUGCCGUGUUUAACACAGCAGCCUUUUUCCACGUUUUCUUCUUGUUCCCUGAAACUGCGGGAAAGACACUUGAGGAGACAGAGAGCAUGUUUGAAGAUCCAAAUGGUAUCAAGUAUCUUGGUACUCCUGCUUGGAAGACGAGAAAGGCAACGGAGGCGACUAGACGCGCCGAACAUGGCGAUGUUGAAGCCAAAAUUGCUUCGGUGGAAGAUGACCACGUUGAUGACGCUACUCAUGUGUCGGAGAAGAGGGUGGGUGAAGUCUAG